AUGGACUCAAGAGCUGUGUUUCUCUCAGUAUGGAUGUUGCUGUCGUCCACCUCCACUGGAAUCAAACUAGAUGGGAAUGGAUACGUUGAUAUUGUCAUUGCAAUCGGUUCGGCAGUACCAGAGGACAAGACACUCGUUGACAAAAUAAAGGACAUGGUUACUAAAGGUUCUGAAUAUCUUUUUCAAGCUUUGGAUCAAAAGGUUUAUUUCAAAGAAGUUGCUAUAUUAGUUCCAGCCCAAUGGAAUAGUAAGGAUUUUGAUAGAGCAAGAACAGAAUCUUUUGAAAAGGCCAAAAUAAGAAUUGAUCAACAGAAUCCAGCAUAUGGUGAUGGUCCCUACACUAGACAGUAUGGAGAAUGUGGAUCUGAGAGUCAGUACAUUCAUUUCACUCCAAAUUUCCUCCUAGACGACAGUCUCACUCAACCUUAUGGGUCAAGAGGUAGGGUUUUCGUGCAUGAAUGGGCUCAUCUGAGAUGGGGAGUGUUUGAUGAAUACAGUGAAGAAAAUCCGUUUUAUCUUUCUUAUGGCCACUAUGACGCUACAAGGUGUAGCAAAGACAUAACAGGUGUGUUUUAUGACAAGACUACUGGAUCAAAUAGUUGCAGCAUUGAUCCACAAACUUCACUCCCUACCAAGGAUUGCCAGUUUGUGCCGAACAAAGAGCAGAACACAAACAGCUCAAUAAUGUACAUACAAAGCUUAGAUUCUGUGAGUGCAUUUUGUAAAGAACAUGAGCACAAUAUUUUUGCCCCAAACAUGCAAAAUAAAAAAUGUGACAACAAAGCGACAUGGACGGUAAUAUUUGAGGAUUCUGUGGACAGCGGCGCCCUUCGUUCUCUAAAACCCCUGCAAACCCCUCCACCAGCUCCAUCUUUCAAAGUUGUGCAGAGGAUGAGUCGGGUUGUUUGUCUUGUGCUUGAUGUCUCAGGAAGCAUGCACGGCUCUAGAAUUCUUCGACAGCAGCAAGCCGUCACACUUUUCCUCCGGAACAUCAUUGAGGAUCAAGCCAGUGUGGGAAUUGUGACCUUUAGUUCUAAUGCUAAUACUCUUAGCAGCUUGACUCUUAUUGACAGUGAGACCACAAGAGAGAAUCUCAUCAAAAAGUUGCCAAGUACUGCAAAUGGUGGCACAUACAUCUGUAAAGGCCUCAAUGAAGGCUUAGAGGUACUUACAAAGGACAAUUUGGAUGUUGUAGGAGAUGAAAUAAUUUUUCUGACAGAUGGUGAGGCAUCAGACAAUCUUAAUGAUUGUGUUCCAACUGCAAUACAAAGUGGUGCCAUUAUUCAUACAAUAGCUUUGGGUCCCAGUGCAGAUGCUGCACUGAAGUUGAUGGCAGAAAGCACAGGGGGGAAAUUUAUCAUAGCCGGUGAUGAUCUUCUUUCUAAUCAGCUAGUGGAUGCAUUUGCUUCACUAACCAUAUCAAGUGGAGAUUACACAAAAGAACCAGUUCAGCUAGAGAGUGUUGGAAUAAAAACAGCUGAUUGGUUCAAUGGAACAGUAUCAGUGGAUCAGACUGUUGGGAACAAAACCAACUUUGUAUUAAUCUAUGAAACAAGUUUACCUAGUGUUUACAUACAGACACCAAGUGGCUCAAUUUACAAUCAAACAAAUAUGACUCAAAAUGCAUUGACAAAGACAGUCACUUUAAACAUUCCAGGGACUGCAGAGCCUGGAGAUUGGAAAUACAGUAUUUUAAGUGGAAAACUUCAGUCCUUGACUAUGACAGUAACAAGUCAAGCAGCUCGUGCUGAUGUUCCUCCGGUCAUUGUCAAAGCCCACAUGAACCAGCAGUUCAGUGACGGCAGUAAACCCAUGAUGGUGUUUGCUGAGGUUAGUCAGAAUUACAGGCCUGUAAUCAAUACUGAAGUGUGGGCAACACUGCAAUCAACAUCUGGGUUCAAACAAUCAUUACAACUCCUGGACAACGGAGCAGGAGCUGAUGCUUUCAAAGAUGAUGGCAUAUAUUCCAGAUAUUUCACACAGUUACAAAAUGGGAAGACCAGCUUGAAAGUAAGAGUGAAGAAUGAAGAUGUGCAAGCCAGAUUUUCUCUCCAAAGAACGGGUGGUGCUCUGUAUGUGCCUGGAUAUGUAGUGAAUGGUGUAGUGGAGCUGAACCCUCCAAAGCCUCCAAUUACUGAGCCAACAGUUACAGUAGGAAGCUUCACCAGAACAGCCACUGGAGAGAGUUUUGAGGUGUCUAUUCCUACAGGAACAACCCCACCAAAUUUCCCUCCAAACAAAAUCACAGAUCUGAUCGCUGAAAUCCAAGAGAACACUGUGUUUCUCAACUGGACGGCUCCUGGUGCGGAUCUUGACCAAGGAACAGUGAAAUCCUAUGAGAUCAGAUGGAGCGAUGACCUUGACAUGCUUCGAUUAAACUUCAGCAUUGCUUAUUUAGUCAACACAUCUGCUGUCUUGCCACAUGAGGCUGGAUCAGUUGAACAGCAUUCAUUCAUACCCAAUAUUACAAUCCAAAAUGGCACAAUACUGUUCUUUGCUGUACAGUCUGAGGAUGAAGAAACAAAAUCUGAAAUAUCUAACAUUGCUCAAGCAUCAAAGAUUAUCCUUAGUCCAAUUCCUGAGCCCGCAAAAACGUCAAACCCAGGCCUGAACGUGACAGCUAUUGUCAUCUCUGUUUGUGUUGUAACUAUGGCAGUAUGUGUUAUUGUUGCUGUAACCACAUGGGCAGUAAGACGAAGAAAACAUUAA
This is a messenger RNA of Xyrauchen texanus (razorback sucker), 2709 nucleotides long. RefSeq names its product calcium-activated chloride channel regulator 4A-like. Gene Ontology annotation, biological process: chloride transport. The record is from RefSeq and is a predicted model, not a curated record. The transcript has 14 exons. Gene Ontology annotation, molecular function: intracellularly calcium-gated chloride channel activity. Lineage: Eukaryota; Metazoa; Chordata; Actinopteri; Cypriniformes; Catostomidae. Bases 1 to 2709 code for a protein of 902 amino acids.